Molecule: messenger RNA, 296 nt
Organism: Staurois parvus
Lineage: Eukaryota; Metazoa; Chordata; Amphibia; Anura; Ranidae
Source: the annotation of a GenBank genome assembly
UGAUAGGCAUUGACAGGCAUCACUGAUACAUGGCACUGAUAUAUGGCACUGAUAGGCAGCACUGACUGGCACUGAAAGGCAGCUCAGAUAGGCACUGAUAUGUGGCAUUGAUGUGCACUGGUAGGCACUGAUAUGUGGCAUUGAUGUGGCACCGACAAAAGGCACUGAUGGACACUGACAGGUGGUGCUUCUGGGGCUACACUGAUCAUCAGGGCACCCUGAUGAUCAGUGUACAUCUGUCAGCGUAUGGUAUGUCAGGUAUUUACUUAGCCUUGACCUACCAUAAGUUAAGCAGA